AUGGCUGCUGUGGCAAGCGAUCACAGCAGCAAUGCUAGUAGCGAUCGUGAUGAAAGAGAGAAUGAAGACGAUGAGACGCGUACCGGGGAUGAAAUGGAAGAGCGUUUUCGGGUUGAUCGAAGAAAGCUGGAACAGAUGUUACAAGCUACUGACAAUGGUCCGAUAGAAUCGGGUGAAAAAUUCUUCAAAAAGAUCAUGGAAGAUACCUUGACGCAUAUCACUUGGCCUGCUAAAUUAAAAAUUGGCGCUAAGUCUAAAAAAGCCAACGUUGCUAAGCUUGACUUUGUUACUUGGGUCCAUGCAUUACAAAACAAUCCUUUCCACUGGCCACAGAUGGGUUGA
This is a messenger RNA of Trichoplax adhaerens, 342 nucleotides long. RefSeq lists its product as uncharacterized. The record is from RefSeq and is a predicted model, not a curated record. Bases 1 to 342 code for a protein of 113 amino acids. Lineage: Eukaryota; Metazoa; Placozoa; Uniplacotomia; Trichoplacea; Trichoplacidae. The transcript has 4 exons.